Messenger RNA from Melampsora larici-populina 98AG31, 702 nucleotides. RefSeq lists its product as uncharacterized. The coding region runs from base 1 to 702 and encodes 233 amino acids. The transcript is spliced from 6 exons. NCBI's taxonomy places the organism in Eukaryota, Fungi, Basidiomycota, Pucciniomycetes, Pucciniales, Melampsoraceae. The record is from RefSeq and is a predicted model, not a curated record.
AUGAUUGCAGAUGCUGCCAAAAAUAAAGGUUCAAGUUGGUUUUGUCAAUAUGUCCCAGCAAAUUCACUUUGUGUUCAAUGGUCAAAGUUUUUGAUCAAAAUGGUCCACGCACCCGUUCUCCUCGAGAAAUUUUUGAUCUAUGUAGCAAUGCAGUGCAUCUCCGAAGCCUUUGAGGUCGAAUGGUCUCCUGAUUCGACUAGCCCUUUGACGAUGAAACCAGGCAAUCUGCUAAGUGUUUUCGAGGUCUUCGUCAAAACCCAAAAGAAAGUAAAUGAUACUAUCCGGAAAUCACUUGCAACUGCAAAAUCGAAGGCCAAACUCACUUCAAGUACAAGUCGCGGCCCCGACGGUAGUAGCAGCUUGCCAGGUGGUGCCGGUGCCAUGCCUGACCUCGCGUCGAUGAUGGGUCAAGGUGGGGGCGGCAUGCCCGACCUUUCUGCGUUGAUGAAUAAUCCAAUGAUGGCUCAGAUGGCUCAGAGCAUGAUGGCCAACGGCGGCUUGGAGCGUAUGAUGCAAAACCCAAUGGUCCAACAAAUGAUGAAUAGUAUGGGCGGUGGUGGGGGUGGCAUGCCAGAUCUUUCAGCUCUCAUGAACAACCCAGCAGCACGUGAAGCGGCUGCCAGCCUGAUGGGAGGUUCGGGUACUGGUUCAUCCAACCGGAAUAAUGCUAAUAACCCCAGCAACGACAACAUGUUCUCUUGA